GCGGGAGGCGGCGGCGGCGGCGGCGGCGACCCCCGGGCGGGCGACGUGGAGGAGGACGCCUCGCAGCUCGUCUUCCCCAAAGAAUUUGAAACGGCGGAGACGCUUCUAAAUUCAGAAGUACACAUGCUCCUGGAACAUCGCAAGCAGCAGAACGAAAGUGCAGAGGAUGAACAGGAACUUUCAGAGGUUUUUAUGAAGACUCUGAACUACACCGCCCGCUUCAGCCGUUUCAAAAACAGGGAGACCAUUGCCAGCGUCCGCAGCUUGUUGCUCCAGAAGAAGCUCCAUAAAUUCGAGUUGGCCUGUUUAGCCAAUCUUUGCCCUGAGACAGCAGAGGAAGCCAAGGCUCUGAUUCCAAGCCUGGAAGGUCGAUUUGAAGAUGAGGAGCUUCAGCAGAUUCUUGAUGAUAUCCAGACCAAGCGAAGCUUCCAGUAUUAGCCCCAAAGAUUCCAAAAUUAGCCUCCAGAAGCCAGAAGAGGAAGUUCUAACUGUUCCUCUGCAACUCUGAAAAGCACAAAUCCCACAGAAUCACAUCACUUUGGCUUUCCUUGGUCAGAACAGUACGAAACGACGUCUUGUAGAAGGGCCGAUUUAACCACGGACAGUUGCGCAUUUUGACUCCUCGACUGCCAUAGAUGUGGCAAAGACUCCUUUACCGUGACAUCCGUCGGAUCUUGGCACGGGACUUGGGGAUGCUCUCCUUUGAGAACUGAUGUCCUCAACCUUCAUCUUUGCCCUGAGAAUCUACAAGAAGUUUUUAAUCUCUGGUUUGAAUAAAUGUAGAAUGGGAUUAUUUCAGGGAGCUGCUUCUGUUUUACAGUGUGAAAACUAGGAAUCUGUGUUCCUUUUGAACAUUUUAAGUCAUAGUGUUGGAAUCAAGACUCAAGAUGAAGUAGCUUUAUGAUCUCUGGAUAAAAAGGUGUCCGUCACCCAGCUUUUUCUGUAUUUCUGUUUUGUCUUAAUUAAAUGUGGUAUUUUUCAUUUGGGUUGUGGACCUUAAGUUUACUGUAGGUUUUGUUGUUUCUGUACUCUAAGUAGGAGGAUUUCCAUCAGGUCUGGAGAAAUGAAAUAGAAAUAACCUCUGUGGAAGAAAGGGGAAAUGACAUCUAGCAGAUCGAAAUCCUUCUAUGUGAUUAUUAGGGUUUUCUGCUUUACAAUAGAGAUUUAUCAUGUUAAUGUCACUAAUUGAUAAUUUGAUAUUUGUAUCCAAGGUAAUGUUGACAUAUUAAGUGACUACAAUCACAGAAGAUGAGUAGAAUCAGACAAUAGAUUUUCCCGUUACCCACUAUUUUAUAUUUUCAGAUUCUGUGUGGAGUCUCAUUGUAAGGCUCAUUAUAGGGGAUAUCUCAGGAGGGAAGAAGCCGUCUUAAAGUAAUUCUAACAGGAACAGAUUCCUUCAAAUGUCUCUUAUAAUUUAGGAAAAGUAUAAUUCAGCUAGAAUUAUUUGGCCCGAGUACAGUUUGGAAUUUAUAGUACAGGGUGACUCGAUAUGUUUCGGGCAACCGCAUUACGAGCGAUUAAAACAGCCGCAUCAAGUUUUAAUAUAGCAAAUGCUGAAAAUGGCCUGUGUGAUUUUUGCAUGGUGAUCUUCGUGUCCAUCAACCGCUGUCAACCCCGCUAUCAACCCCAGCGCUUUAAAGAGUGCCUGGCACAUAGUAAGUGCUAAACAAAUACCAUAAUUGUUAUUAUUAAUCGCAAGUUGUGGAAUUUUCAGGUUACCCUGAUGGCAGCAUUCAGUGGAGAGGUUCUGCGUUCUUCAGUUGCUUUCCCUUAUGCUCUCCUCUCUGAACGUCGUGUACGUUCUCUGUUGUGUAAAAAAAAUAAAUCUCUUUGUGCAGA
Molecule: messenger RNA, 1839 nt
Organism: Ornithorhynchus anatinus (platypus)
Lineage: Eukaryota; Metazoa; Chordata; Mammalia; Monotremata; Ornithorhynchidae
Gene: POLR2D
Product: RNA polymerase II subunit D
Exons: 4
Biological process (GO): mRNA export from nucleus in response to heat stress; positive regulation of translational initiation; nuclear-transcribed mRNA catabolic process, deadenylation-dependent decay
Cellular component (GO): P-body; RNA polymerase II, core complex
Molecular function (GO): nucleotide binding; translation initiation factor binding
Source: RefSeq, a predicted model, not a curated record